Messenger RNA from Ictalurus punctatus (channel catfish), 6333 nucleotides. RefSeq names its product NACHT, LRR and PYD domains-containing protein 12. The coding region runs from base 198 to 3560 and encodes 1120 amino acids. Lineage: Eukaryota; Metazoa; Chordata; Actinopteri; Siluriformes; Ictaluridae. Gene Ontology annotation, molecular function: protein binding. The transcript has 14 exons. The record is from RefSeq and is a predicted model, not a curated record.
CUAAACCUGUUCUACUUCUAUCAAAGUGAAAGAAUUUCUCCAGUUUGGACAAACAGGCGGAUCUAGAAACAGUGAAAUAACAACGUAACAAGGAUUGUUGACUAAAGACUGUAACCCGUUGCAGCAGAAGAGAUCAGGCCGGGUCAUACACAGCUGUCUGUCCAUGACCAAUAACGUUUCUUUACUAAGAGUGAAAGAUGGAUCACUCUAAUCCUCUCCAACCUGAUGGAUCUCAACAAUUAAAAAUGAGUGAAACCCAGGAAAAGACAUCAGACUGUGCAGGACCCAGCAGUGUCUCCAUGAACAGUGAUGUGUGUACAGAUCCUCCACCAGGAUUAAAAAAUGAAGACCUCUCAUCUACACACAGUGAAAACAAGAUAAAGACAUCAGACUCACAGAUACCCAGCUGUGUGUCCAUGAAGAGUGAUGUUUCUUUGGACUUUCUAAUAAAUUUUAAGGAGAAUAGAGAAUCCUCACACAGACACAGUAUCCUGCAGCAAGCAAGAGGCAAAACAGAACAGAAAAUCAUAAUCACAGAUACAGGGUGUAAGUCUGGAACCACUGAGCCUCAUCAUCAUGAGAAAUACAAAUUAAAUCUGCUAAAGAAGUUUCAGCAUGUAAAUGAGGUGAUAAACCAGGGAAACCCAACACUUCUGCAUGAGAUCUACACAGAGCUCUACAUCACAGAAGGAGACAGUGGAAAAGUCAAUAAUGAACAUGAGGUGAGACAGAUCGAGGCAGCAUCCAGGAGAGCAGCAACAGAGGAAACACCAAUCAAAUGCAGUGACAUCUUUAAGCCCUUAUCUGAAGAAGACAAACCCAUCAGGAGCGUUCUGACAAAGGGAGUCGCUGGCAUUGGAAAAACAGUCUCUGUGCAGAAAUUCAUUCUAGACUGGGCUGAAGGGAAAACAAAUCAGGAUGUUCAUCUCAUAUUUCCACUUCCUUUCAGAGAGCUCAAUUUAAUGAAGGAUCGAAACCUGAGUCUGAUGGAGUUUCUUCAUUUCUUUUAUAAGGAGAUAAAAGAAACAAACAUCUCCAGCUUGGACAAAGUUCUGUUCAUUUUUGAUGGUUUGGAUGAGUGUCGUUUCCCUCUGGAUUUCCAGAACACAGUGAGGGUGUGUGAUGUAACUGAAUCAGCAUCAGUGUAUGUGCUGCUGAUAAACCUGAUCAAAGGGAAUCUGCUUCCCUCUGCUCGCAUCUGGAUCACCUCCCGACCAGCAGCAGCUGGUCAAAUCCCCUCUGAGUGUGUCCAUCGACUCACAGAGGUACGAGGGUUCAAUGACCCACAGAAGGAGGAAUAUUUCAGGAAGAGGAUCAGUGAUCAGAGCCUGAGCAACAGAAUCAUCACACACCUGAAGUCAUUAAGAAGCCUCUCCAUCAUGUGCCACAUCCCAGUCUUCUGCUGGAUUUCAGCCACUGUUCUAGAGAGAAUGUUGAGUGAAGCAGAGAGUGGAGAGAUCCCCAAGACUCUGACUCAAAUGUACACACACUUCCUCAGCAUUCAGACAAACGUCAUAAAGAAAAAGUACACAAAGAGCAGAGAGACAGAUACAGAAAUGGUUCUGAAACUGGGUAAACUGGCUUUUCAGCAGCUGAUGAAAGGCAACCUGAUCUUCUAUGAGGAAGACCUGAUGGAGUGUGGCAUUGAUGUGACAGAAGCAUUAGUGUAUUCAGGUGUGUGUACACAGAUCUUCAGAAAGGAGUUUGGGCUUCACCAGAGUAAAAUGUACUGCUUUGUUCAUCUGAGCAUUCAGGAACACCUCGCAGCUCUAUAUGUGCACCUGGUCUUCAUGAACGAAAAGAAAAAUGUUCUUCAGCAGAGUCUGUUGUCUAAACUGUGGAUGCUGCUUCAAGAAAUUACAGUGUUAGAUGUCCACAAGAGUGCUGUAGAUCAGGCUUUACAGAGUGAAAAUGGACAUCUGGAUCUUUUCCUUCGCUUUCUUCUGGGUCUCUCACUGGAGUCCAAUCAGAUCCUCUUACAAACCAUAGUGACACAGACAGGAAGUAGCUCUCACAGCACACAGGAAACAGUUCAUUACAUCAAGAAGAAGAUCAGUGAGAAUCCCUCACCAGAGAAAUCCAUCAAUCUGUUCCACUGUCUGUAUGAACUGGAUGAUCAUUCUCUAGUUGAGGAAAUCCAACACUACCUGCAAUCUGGAAAUUUACAACAAAGGGAACUUUCUCCUUCCCAGUGGUCAGCUGUGGUGUUUGUGUUACUGACAUCAAUGCAGGAAAAGGAUGUGUUUGUCCUUAAUAAAUAUACCAACAAACACUGUACAUCAGACCAGGUUCUUCUGAAGCUCCUGCCUGUGGUUGCAGCAUCCAGAAAAGCUGAGUUUAAUGACUGUGACCUGAAACAGAAAGGUUGUGCAGCUCUGGCCUCCGUUCUCAGCUCUUGGUCCUCCAGUCUGAGAGAACUGAGUCUGUCUUGGAAUAAAUUUACAGACUCCGGAGUGAAGAGUCUCUCGCCUGGACUGGAGAAUCCUCACUGUAAACUGGAGACACUGAGGUUGAAGGGUUGUGAUAUCUCAAAUGAAGGUUGCGCUGCUCUGACAUCAGCUCUGAGAUCAAACCCCUCACACCUGAGAGAACUGGAUGUGUCUGGGAAUAAACUCAGAGACUCAGGAGUGAAGUGUCUCUCUGCUGUACUGGAGAAUCCUCACUGUAAACUGGAGAUACUGGGGUUGCGUGAGUGUGAUAUCUCAGAUGAAGGCUGUGCUGCUCUGACUUCAGCUCUGAGAUCAAACCCCUCACACCUGAGAGAACUGGAUCUGUCUUGGAAUACACCCAAAGACUCAGGAGUGAAGUGUCUCUCUGCUGUAUUGGAGAAUCCUCACUGUAAACUGGAGACACUGCGGUUGUGUGAUUGUGAUAUCUCAGAUGAAGGCUGUGCUGCUCUGACUUCAGCUCUGAGAUCAAACCCCUCACACCUGAGAGAACUGGAUCUGUCUGAGAAUAAUCUCAGAGACUCAGGAGUGAAGCAUCUCUCUGCUGUACUGGAGAAUCCUCACUGUAAACUGGAGACACUGAGGUUGUGUUAUUGUGAUAUCUCAGAUGAAGGCUGUGCUGCUCUGACUUCAGCUCUGAGAUCAAACCCCUCACACCUGAGAGAACUGGAUCUGUCUAAGAAUAAACUCAGAGACUCAGGAGUGAAGCGUCUCUCUGCUGUAUUGGAGAAUCCUCACUGUAAACUGGAGACACUGAGGUUGCGUGGUUGUGAUAUCUCAGAUGAAGGCUGUGCUACUCUGACUUCAGCUCUGAGAUCAAACCCCUCACACCUGAGAGAACUGGAUCUGUCUGGGAAUAAUGUAGGAGACUCAGGAGUGAAGCAUCUCUCUGCAGUACUGAUGAAUCCUCACUGUAAACUGAAGAUACUGAGGUUGUGCAGUUGUGAUAUCUCAGAUGAAGGCUGUGCUGCUCUGACUUCAGCUCUGAGAUCAAACCCCUCACACCUGAGAGAACUGGAUCUGUCCUGCAAUAAUGUAGGAGACUCGGGAAAGAAGCUGCUCUUCACUCAGAAAGAUGAUAAACGUUACCAUCUCCAGGACUUGAGUGUGUAAAGAAUUUCAUCAGAUGCAGACUCCAGUGAAGACAUUUUUUAUGAAAUUCACUCCAUUCACCGAGGCGUUUCCUGGAUAUGAUUUUUUAAACAUUAGAGAUGCAGAGACGUGGAUCUGUGUUUAACAGAGAUCGUGUUUAACUGAAUCACUGAUAUCAGGACUAAACACUUACUGAGAAUGAAUUUAUUAUUAUUAUUAUUAUUAUUAUUAUUAUUAUUAUUAUCAUCAUUAUUAUCAUUAUUAUUAUUAUUAAUGAACACUUAGACAGUGACACUCUACAGGAUCCAGACCUCAUAGCAGGACUCAAGUUCUUGUUAAGGUUCCAGAUGAGUUCUCCUAAUAUUCAGAAUCAUUUUGCAUUUUACUGGUAAGUUUUAGUCAAUAGAAGUGGGACGUAUACUGUAUGUAUAAGACUAUACAUAAAGGAAUAUAAUAUUUUAUUGAAAGAAAAAAUCCUAACCUAAGAGUCAUAUAUAUCAUAAAGAAGUAUUCAUUAAUAUUAAUAUAUCAUGUAGAUUAUUAAAAAGUUACUACAAAGAGAGUGUAAUUACCUGUGAAUAAAUCCACUACACAAUAAUAGGAUCAUAUCGCUGGAUGUGACGCAAACAUGAAACAUGGAGGAAAAACUGACACCAAGCUAGAGUGUGUAUGUCUAAACUGAGCUUUUUUAUAAAGUGAUUUUCAUCAAGAGGAAAAGGAAAUCCAAAAUACUGUUAGUUUUAUACAGAACAGUAAAAGUAUUGUAUAACGCAGUCUGCAGACAACAGAGAUGAAUUUUACAACAGCACAUCACUACAUCACCAAGUACUGUUACACACACACACACACAACCAGACAACAAUUGUGUAUCUGAGUUUUCUGAAACAAGAAAGGGAAAAUUAACAAAACAAUUAACACAAUAUCACAAAACAUUAUAUAACAUUUACAAACCCCGCCUACGAAAUUUGUUCGUAAGGCUGUAUUUUAAUGUAAUCGUGUGUAUUCAACAAUUUGUGGAAAAGACAUAAGAUCAGCCAACUGUGGCGAUCACCGUUUAUGAAUAUCAUGUUAUUACAUUUUGUUUGACUUUAUUUACAUUUAAAUUGUCUUGAUUUAUCUUCACAUUUAUGAUCCAAAAAUUUAAAAAAAUAAAAAGCCCAGUGGUGUAAAUCUCAUUCAUUCAUUUCUAACACUAUGACUAUAACUACAGGACUAACAAGAGAUGUGUGUGUGUGUGUGUGUGUGUGUGUGUGUGUGUGUGUGUGUCUGUGUGUGUGUGUGUGUGUGUCUGUGUGUGUGUGUGUGUGUGUCUGUGUGUGUCGGGACUAACAAGAGAAGUGUGUGUGUGUGUGUGUGUGUGUGUGUGUGUAACAGUCCUUGUCAAGCAUGCUUCAAUGCGGGUCAAGAGGUGUCAUUUCCAUUAAAUGCCCUUUGACCCUCACUAAGGCCAUCUCCUGGUCCAAGGUCACAGUCUACCUUCACCAGAGUUUACUGAAUGUUGCUUUACGCUAACCCAUGUAGUGAGUUUCAGUCAUCCUCUCUCUCAACAGAAUACAAUAUUACGUCUUAGUCUUAUCCUUUAAAUAUAUACAAUAUCAGUACAGUGAGUAGUGACCCUCAAUAGAGAGAAUGAUCAGAAUGUGAGUGAUUCUUAUCCUCAAUAAAGAACAGUAUCGCACUUUGACGUUCGUACUCAGCGAUGAAAAAGCUAAUGGAGAAGUCCACUAGUUCAUAAAGUGAUCAGAUGUAGAUCCACAGUUCCAUAAGCUUCCAUAAUAUAAUCCUGUUCUGCAGUGGGGAGAGUGGGACCAAACAGAGGAGAAGAAAGAAGAGAGUAACUGAAAGAACAGUAACUGAGUUGGAGGUGGAGGAGUAGAAGAAAAGAUUUCUGCUGAGGUGAUAAACACACAGAAAAAAACCUUUAGUUAAAUAAAUAUAGAUAUGAGGGAAAAGAUCCUGUAUAAUUGUAUCGUAUAAUUCUUUUCUUUAUAAAUGGACCGAUGUUAGUUCCUGUAUGUUAUUCUAUCCUGAUGUUUUAGUUUCUGUUUAGGUUACAGAAAUGUGUUUAUACAAUCUUAUUUAUAUUUAUUUCAUGCCCAUUUAUAGUUUUAUUUUUCCCUGCUUGCAAACAAUAAAAGUUAAAAAGAAACAUGUAAAGAAUUCCUUGCAUUUCUACACGUGUGUGUGGAAUUUUUAUGUAAUACUUUCAAGGGGUACAGAUCAGAAGGUCUUGAGUUCAAACCCCAGAACUACCAAGUGAAAGAGCCCUGACCUCAUCACGAUAAACUUUUUUUUUUUUGAUCAUAGAAUUUUUAUUGAAAAUUGACAUUUUAUAUAACACCCCACCCAACAACCCCAACAAACUACCACAGCCAAAACCAAAAGAAAGGGGGAAACAAAAAACAAUAAACAAACAACCAGAGAAAAAACAAACAAACACAACAACAACAACAAAGGGGGGGGGGGGGGGGGUAAGAUGAUCAGGAAUUACAGUCUACCUCUCCUCAAUCCACCACCAGGGUGCGUACAUCAUUGAAGUAGGUAAUAAAUUGUGCCCAUUUUCCCAAAAAUGAUCCACCCCUGCCUCUGAUGUUAUACUUGAUCACGAUAAACAUUAUUAAUGUUAUUUCAUUUAGAGAAGAAUGUACAUGAUCGUAUAAACAGUGGUGUCUGUGGUCCUGUACUGGAGAUCGAGUUUCUGAACAAUGAUGAGAUCUAUACUGGAUAACUGAGCAGAAGAUUUUGAGGGAUCUGGUUUUACCAGGUGAUCCAUGUACUAGCAAAUGUUCCUAUC